Molecule: messenger RNA, 540 nt
Organism: Colletotrichum costaricense
Lineage: Eukaryota; Fungi; Ascomycota; Sordariomycetes; Glomerellales; Glomerellaceae
Exons: 2
Coding region: 1-540 (179 amino acids)
Source: RefSeq, a predicted model, not a curated record
AUGUUUCAGGUUCGUAUUCCCAUCUCGAAAGAGAGCAUCUUCUGCAAUGCCACAUCGAGGUCUAUAGUCACCGAUUUUUUCGUAAUGAACUACCGCAGCUCACCAUCGCCUUUUCUCAUCCUUACAGCCAAACCCCCAAGACCACCUUCACCUGCGCCUCCACCGCGCCCGUUCCGUAAUCCUAACCGCCGAGGAAUCCGCGCCGCCCAACGAACCUUCGAAGGCGCCUACAUGCGCACAGCCCUCUCCCAAUUCUCCUUCGCCCUCAUCAUCCUCAAAAUCUUCACCUCGGAAUUCUACGCCAUCGGCGCCUUGUUCGCCGUCUACGGCGCCGCCGUCAUGCUCGUCGCCAUCUUCCGCCGCCACGAGGGCAACCGCCAGUUCUUCACGAGUCCCAAGGUGGACGAGGGCAGCGGCGCCGCGAGCGGCGGCGUGGUGCGCAAGUUCCGCACGAGCGGGAACAGCGUCGCCAUGCUUACCGUCUUAAGUCUUGCUGCGUAUGUUACGCUUUUGGUGCUUACGUGGCAGCUUGUGCAGUGA